Messenger RNA from Mangifera indica (mango), 2243 nucleotides. RefSeq names its product probable amino-acid acetyltransferase NAGS2, chloroplastic. Gene Ontology annotation, molecular function: L-glutamate N-acetyltransferase activity, acting on acetyl-CoA as donor. Bases 176 to 1963 code for a protein of 595 amino acids. Gene Ontology annotation, cellular component: cytoplasm. The transcript is spliced from 10 exons. The record is from RefSeq and is a predicted model, not a curated record. Gene Ontology annotation, biological process: L-arginine biosynthetic process. Lineage: Eukaryota; Viridiplantae; Streptophyta; Magnoliopsida; Sapindales; Anacardiaceae.
UUUUUCUUCUUUCUUUAUCUACCACACCAUGUCCACAUCUCUUACCAUUUACCUCAUCUAUCGUUUCGCCGCGUUUCAUACUGAUCGAAUGAACACCUAACUGCUCUCCAAAAUCUCAUCUGCCUACCUGUCUCUCUUCUACAAAAUUAUCAUCGGCAUAAUUGCCAAGACCCUCAUGGCUGCACCCAAGUCAGCAAUGUCAUGGAGUUGCAUGCAGCAAAUCCACGGACAGAAGCAGAGUUUUUGCUAUUACUGCACCUACCCAAGGAAGAUCCAAGAGUUUACUCAUGGUUUGACCGUCAAGUGGAGGAGGAAAAGGCAAGGGAUGGCGGUGAAAGGUGGUGGAGAAAGCUUUUACGGCGUUUGGGAGGAAUAUUCAGGGUUUGUGGAGGUGCUCCGGGAGGCCCAGCCUUAUAUUUUUAUGCACAGUGGGAGCACAUUUGUUGUCCUCAUUUCUGCUGAAGUUGUUGCUAGUCCCUACUUGGACACCAUUCUCAAGGAUAUUGCAUUUCUUCAUCACUUGGGGAUUAAAUUUGUUCUUGUUCCGGGGACUCAUGUUCAAAUUGACAAACUUUUGUCUGAGAGAGGACAUGAACCAAAGUAUGUAGGCCGAUACAGGAUUACAGACUCUGAAUCACUAGCAGCUGCAAUGGAAGCUGCUGGAGGGAUUCGUAUAAUGAUAGAGGCAAAACUUUCUCCUGGACCCCCCACAUGCAAUAUUCGUCGGCAUGGUGAUAGUAGUCGUUGGCAUGAAGUUGGUGUCAGUGUAGCUAGUGGUAACUUCCUUGCAGCCAAGAGAAGAGGAGUUGUUGAUGGUGUUGAUUAUGGAGCGACAGGUGAAGUAAAGAAAGUAGAUGUCACUCGCAUGCGAGAGCGACUUGAUAGUGGCUGUUUAGUUAUAUUAAGCAACCUGGGGUAUUCCAGCUCUGGAGAAGUUUUGAAUUGCAACACAUACGAAGUAGCUACAGCAUGUGCUUUAGCAAUUGGAGCAGAUAAGCUUAUCUGUGUUAUAGAUGGUCCAAUCCUAGAUGAUAGUGGACGCCUUAUUCGUUUCUUGCCACUUCAUGAAGCAGACAUGUUAAUUCGUGAACGGGCAAAACAAAGUGAGAUAGCUGCUAACUAUGUGAAAGCAGUUGGUGAAGAAGAUCUGGUUUUGCUUGAGGAGGAUUCUAAUGGAAGUCUCCAUACUCAUCAAAAUGGGAAAGGUCCUGGUGGAGGGCAUAAUGCUACUUUUCUUAAUGGUAUUGGUUUUGAUAGUGGAAAUGGACUAUGGUCUGGUGAUCAAGGCUUUGCAAUUGGAGGUCAAGAACGGCUAAGUCGAUUAAAUGGUUACUUUUCAGAAUUAGCUGCUGCAGCUUUUGUUUGCCGAGGAGGUGUUCAAAGGGUUCAUUUGUUAGAUGGAACCAUUGGUGGAGUUCUUUUAUUGGAACUUUUUAAGAGAGAUGGAUUGGGGACAAUGGUGGCUAGCGAUCUUUAUGAAGGAACACGGAUGGCUAGUUUGACAGACCUAUCUGGAAUAAGACAACUUAUACUACCUCUAGAAGAAUCUGGUGUAUUGAUCCGGAGAAGUGAUGAAGAGCUACGUAAAGCAUUAGAUUCAUUCUAUGUUGUGGAACGAGAGGGUCAGAUCAUUGCCUGUGCUGCUCUUUUUCCUUUUUUUGAGGAGAAGUGUGGAGAGGUUGCUUGUAUUGCAGUUUCUCCAGAAUGCCGUGGUGAAGGACAGGGUGAUAAAUUACUUGAUUAUAUCGAGAAGAAGGCAUCAUCUCUCGGAUUGGACAUACUCUUCCUGCUGACGACCCGCACCGCAGAUUGGUUUAAAAGCCGUGGUUUUGAGGAAUGUUCCAUUGAAAUGAUACCUCAAGAAAGGAGGAAAAGGAUCAAUCUGUCCCGUAAGUCUAAGUAUUAUAUGAAGAAAUUGCUACCUGAUAGAAGUGGAAUUACCAUUGAUAGGUCAUUUCGAUGACUAGUUGAGGCUCCUCAAAGUCUGAAGCAUCACGAUCGUUAGAGAACAUCUGCCGUCUAUUUCCAGAUUUUGCUUUUUGAAUUGUUAGUUCUAGUUGAACAUGAUUAACUCUAUUCAUCAAAGGAUGGUAGAAUUGUAGGUUAAUUAUAGCAAAAGCUUUGUCAGGUAAAUGUAACAUGUAUUUAUGAAAUGUGAGUCUACAUGUUAUCGUGUUCAGCUAGACUCACAUUAACCUACAAUUAAAUACAUUUCAUUUAAUGUGAGUCUGAAUUUUGUUCCA